AUGGUCGACGACGUCCCAUCCACCACAAAUCAAUUACGCCUCUCCCUCCUCGACAUUCUGUCGAACUCGAUCAUUCUGGACGGUAUCCUCCCCUAUCUAUCCUUGUCAAGCACCUUCGCCUUGGCUAGGACAUCACACGCUCUGCGAGAUUUAGUGUUGAAUGCGCCAAGAGCUUUCCGAUAUGUUGAUUUGUCGAAAUGCCGGGGAGCGUAUGUGCCGCCAAAUCUUCUGACCAGGAUAGACUCCGGCGGCCACUCUUGGCGGGCAGAGCGUAUGGAUGAGCACCUUACCGAAGACGAGUUCUACGCCGGACCACUCCGCGGCGUGUUGGGGAAGUUGAGACGGAUGCACGUGCUGCAGGGCGUCCACACUCUGGUCCUGGACGACCUCGCCUCUGUUACCGUCGACCUGAUCAACGACAUCGUCACCGCCCCCGAGUACGACGUGCGCUUGCUCAGCAUCCGGCGGUGUCUCAACAUCAACCAGCCCAAACUCCAGCAACUUCUGUGCCACCUGUGUCGGCCAGGCAGACCGGAGGGCACUCCUCGUUUGCAAGGUCUCUAUGUUUUCACGCCACCAAUAUCACCGACUCCGGAGCCCUUCGAUUAUGUUCAUGCCUUCCACUACAAUCUUGACACAAUGGGUGUCUUAGGAUAUCACGGCGCUCAGCCGGGAGCCCAACACAAGACAAACUGCGCCAGUGGCUCACGUGUCGUGGAACCAUGGUAUGCCGCCAGUGGCCAGGUCAUAUCCCAGGGCCACGCACAGCGGAGCUCCUGGGAAGAGACCCUACAGACAUGCAAAGGCAUCAUUAGCUUUGACGCUGUCCUGUGUAGUCACAUGCAUGCCGAUAUGGCACCUGUGCUCCACGUCGCUUCCCGAGACUACUUGUCAAAGAACAAACCGGGCAUCCCCCCUCUAGCGACCGUUGCCCUUGGCCCUACAGGGUGUGCCGGCUGUGGAAGGAACCCUCAUGGCGCACCGGUUUGGGGCGAGAGCGAGAUACGAGACUUUCCUCUUCUCUGGCCUCCACCGCGUUCCGGGAAACUUAUCGACGCAGUCCGACCUCCACCAUGCUUUACCGAGGACGGACAGAUCCUUCUUGCUAGAUUGAUUGUCUCGUGCACCUGGUGUCUCACCAACCGGCAUUGCGAUAGCUGCCACCGAUGGUGGUGCGCCGAUUGCUACAACCCCAAGUUGUCAAGGCAGCUUAUCACAGAUAUAGAACGGCUCUCCACCACAUCGGCUGGCUUCUUGCCCGCCAAUGCAAUCAAAGGAGGAUCCAGCGAGGGCGACCGUGUUAAGGUAUUUAAUGGUCUUUGUGUUGAAAAUUGCCUUGUCGGCGAAUGGAUGGCUGGAGCUGGAGGUGGCGGAAUGUGGGGAUAG
Cladophialophora carrionii CBS 160.54 is the source of this 1386-nucleotide messenger RNA. RefSeq lists its product as uncharacterized. Bases 1 to 1386 code for a protein of 461 amino acids. Lineage: Eukaryota; Fungi; Ascomycota; Eurotiomycetes; Chaetothyriales; Herpotrichiellaceae. The record is from RefSeq and is a predicted model, not a curated record. The transcript has a single exon.